GUCCUGCGCACAUAUAAUGUUUUCAGUGUCAUUUUGUGGUUAUGUAUCAUCAAUAACUGGUCUGUGAGUAUAUUCAGACAUUAAGAAACGGAGGGAGUGGCGUUAGGGAAAUCCCUUUCAAGGGUUGCGAAAAUGGGUAAUUCAGGAUUGAAACAGCAUUUAGAGACUGCUAAAAAAACGGGAGUUCUAAAAAUAUCUCAAGGGAAGUUGACGGAGUUCCCAUCGAAUUUCAAGCAACUCGAGCCAUUGCUUCGUACUUUGGAUAUUUCCGAGAACAAAUUUGUAACCCUCCCUAGUGAUAUUAACUCCUUCAAGCUGCUCAAACACUUGAAUGUAAGCCAAAAUAGGUUGAUAUCUUUGCCGGAGUCUCUAGGGCAUUUGAGCAAACUUGAAAGCUUGUCUGCUUGUUCGAAUAAAAUAACAUACAUACCACAAACUUUGUCGCAGCUUGUGCAUCUGAAGCAAGUUUACUUGAGCGACAAUCUCAUUUCAGAUUUCCCAGUGGUUUUCUGUGGUUUGAAACACCUUGAUGUUCUUGAUGUCUCCAGAAACAAGAUUAGCAAGAUUCCUGAUCGAGUUUGCGAACUGCAGGUGACAGAACUUAACCUGAAUCAGAAUCAAAUUGCAUCUGUUUCAGAUAAGAUCGCAGACUGCCCGAGACUUAAGACUCUGAGACUAGAAGAAAACUGUUUGCAACUUUCUGCAAUUCAUAGUAGGAUACUUACAGAUUCCAAAAUAUCCAUUCUUGCACUGGAUGGAAAUUUGUUUGAUAAAAAGCAUUUAGCUGAUGUUGAAGGCUAUGAUAAGUACAUGGAGAGGUACACAGCUGUAAAAAAGAAGCUUUUUUAAUUUGGCUUGCAGAAAAAAUUACUUCUUGUGUGUCAAGCACUUGCAAAACUGUGUGUCUCACAUGUCCUGUAAAGUUGAAAAAUUUUCUUUUCUUUG
Messenger RNA from Bacillus rossius redtenbacheri, 945 nucleotides. RefSeq names its product leucine-rich repeat-containing protein 57. Gene Ontology annotation, molecular function: protein binding. The coding region runs from base 133 to 849 and encodes 238 amino acids. The record is from RefSeq and is a predicted model, not a curated record. The transcript has a single exon. Lineage: Eukaryota; Metazoa; Arthropoda; Insecta; Phasmatodea; Bacillidae.